UACCCGUGCCCUAACAGUUCUUCAGCUGUCCCACAAUGUCCCAUUCCCUGCAACAGCAACCACUCUGGUCACAAUUGUGAACUCUACGGCCUAGGGUUCCUGGAGACCAGAAGCCACUAUCCACCUUAAAAUCCCUCACUUAUUUUUGAAGUUUCUUUUCCUGAUUGCCCAGCUUGGCGAGCACAUUUAGAACGCUCUCUUGUUGUGUGCAGCUGCCCAACCAACCAUGCUGGCUCCACACACUAGAUGCAUUCCUGCCUGGAAAAGACAGGAGGUAUUGGAUCUCCUGCGCUUGUGGGGAGUAGGGGCUGUGCAAGCACAGCCAUAGAUGAGGUAUAGAAACAUGGACAUAUACAAGCAGAUUACAUGGGGGAUGCAGGCAAAGGAGUGUGAUGAGAGGGAUCAGCAGUAGCACCAUGGGAAAGUGAAGGAACUGUGGCAAGUGUCCCACAAAGCCAGUCAAUCUGGUUCUGAGCUGCAUAUCUACCACUUUGCAAACGAGCUGCAUGCCGUAUUUGGUGAACACCCCACCAGCACCCUGCACAACAUCAUGGACACCUUGGCGGAGACCCCGCCAUAAGCAGCGAAGAGAAAGAAGUGGGUGGUGGUGGGGAGAUGCGGAUGAGGGCUUCAGCCAUGCCAUGAGCCAGGAUCUGCUCGAGACUCCACCGCAGUCUGUCCAGUCCUGCCAACUGAGCAUAGCUGAGCCCCAGUGAAGUGGAAGGGACCUCAGCUUGGCACGGCAAUUGGCUUCUUGUUACCACCAGUUCUGGUUCCAAACACAGUUGAUGAUACUGAUCUAAUGGGGCAUAAUAUCAGCAUCAUGUUCUAUGGAACAGCAGCAGUAUCCACACUUUUAUUCUUAUUAACAGGAGUUGUGUUUGAUGAAAAGCCUAAAUAUCCUCCAAGCCAGGCUCAAGCAGUUCUCCAGGACGUUCCUCCUGAAGAUUACUCUUAUAAACAAUCAAUAAUUAACCUGUUCAGAAAUAUUCCUUUUGUGCUUUUGCUGAUCAGUUAUGGUAUGAUGACUGGGGCAUUUUAUUCUGUCUCCACAUUAUUGAACCAAAUGAUAGUAACACAGUAUCUGGGAGAAGAAGUGAAUGCUGGGAGGAUUGGCUUGACACUGGUGGUAGCAGGAAUGGUGGGUUCCAUUAUUUGUGGUUUGUGGCUGGAUUACACCAAAACUUACAAACAGACUACUUUAAUCGUUUACAUUCUCUCAUUUGUUGGAAUGACCAUAUUUACUUUCACCCUGGACAUUGGAAACCUUGUAAUAGUGUUUGUGACUGGAGGAGUGCUUGGCUUCUUCAUGACAGGUUAUCUCCCACUUGGCUUUGAGUUUGCUGCGGAAAUUACAUACCCAGAAUCUGAAGGCACUUCAUCAGGACUCCUUAAUGCUUCAGCACAGAUAUUUGGGAUUCUCUUUACGCUGGUUCAAGGAAAGCUUAUAACAGAUUAUGACCCUCGUGCAGGAAAUCUUUUCCUCUGUGCGUGGAUGUUUGUAGGCAUUAUUUUAACAGCCUUAAUCAAAUCUGAUUUGCGGAGACACACUGUAAAUUCUGGGAUUUUGAACACAGACAUUAAAGCUGUACCAGUUGACAGUCCUACAGAGCAUGAAAAGAAUAACACUAUGUUAAAAAGCCAGUCAGAAUCAGCCGUGUGAGGCAGAUGGAAAAUACUCUAGAAAUGCACAAAUUUCAUGUAAUAGCGAACUGCACUGAUUAGCAUAAUCACUGGAUUUGUAUGUAUGAGUAGUACGAAUUUUGUUAGACUAUUGGUGUGAGUCGUGCAGUAUUACUGAAUGAAGAUGCACAAUUCAUUUUGCCUGAGGCAUAAACAGUUUUAACUUUAUAUUGAAUAUUUAUCAUAGCGUUUUUUAAAUUGGUAGUCUCAUUGGUAAAGGUUUCUAUGAAUGUUGUCCACCCUCCUGAAAGCAGUGCAUGCUUAGAACCUUAUGGUAAAGAACUUGCAUCUCAAAAUAUAAAUGUCAUAACAAAUGGCCAGUAAGUUUUUAAUGAAGUCAAUACAUUUGGUUAAUUCAUUUGCCCAAAGUCAUACUUUCCUGAUGCACAAUCCAUUACUGGGGAGAGAGGGACUGAGCAGACACACAACUGAAAGGGAUUGAUAUUUUAACAGUAUUUUUAAUACAAAUGUGUUGCAAAUUUUAAACCAGUCCUUCUGUUUGAGGGAUUCUGUCUUUAGCACAAUACAUAGAACAAAAAAAUAAAUACAAAUUUACAGGCAUGAAUGUGUCAGUGAGUGAAAUCUGAAGCUUUAAUUGCCUUGGGGAAAACCACAGUAUAUGAAACUUGCUGUUCCCCAAUAUAGGCAAGAGGAAAGACUUUCUGCAUAAAUUCAUCAUAAUACUUACAAUGGAGACCUAAUAGUGAUCUAUUGAAUAUUGAAACUCUUUUACAAAGGUAAAGUGUUCAUAGGCAAUGGAGUGCUAUGACUUGAUAUACCUCCGUCAAAUGCUUUGAAUGCUACUUUUAGAUAGCUGAUGUGAGAUGAGUACAUGUUUACAAAAAGAUUGUGCCUUUAUUGCUGAACGUUGUAAACAAGAGCUUUGGCUCCAUCUAAGUUAUAUCUGUGUGUCUUAUGUUGUUGUGGAAAUUCCAUUGUACAUGUUUAAACACCUCCUCUGUGUAUUUGCUGACUUAACAGAAAAUGUCUUCCAUCCUUACCAUGUCUCUGCAUCAUGAACUGUAAUGAUAGUCUCUAGUUAAAUGCUUGUGUUUAUCAUGUAACUUGCAAACAACUUGCUUAGAAGUAAAACACAUUUGUCCUUCAGCUUUAAACAAAUUGUGAAAGGGAAGUGCUUCACGGCAUCAGCUGGAGCAUCUGCUCUUUGUACUGUGGGUCAGAAAUAAGGCGGAUUUUUGUCACAGUGAUCAUGGAAAUCAUGAAUUUUGAAUAAAGUCUGUGAAAUCUUGGAAA
Messenger RNA from Gopherus evgoodei (Goodes thornscrub tortoise), 2937 nucleotides. It is a transcript of the gene FLVCR1, whose product is annotated as feline leukemia virus subgroup C cellular receptor 1. Gene Ontology annotation, molecular function: heme transmembrane transporter activity; heme binding. Gene Ontology annotation, cellular component: mitochondrion; membrane. The transcript is spliced from 10 exons. Gene Ontology annotation, biological process: mitochondrial transport; heme export; transmembrane transport. The record is from RefSeq and is a predicted model, not a curated record. Lineage: Eukaryota; Metazoa; Chordata; Testudines; Testudinidae. Bases 803 to 1663 code for a protein of 286 amino acids.